This is a messenger RNA of Miscanthus lutarioriparius, 954 nucleotides long. Lineage: Eukaryota; Viridiplantae; Streptophyta; Magnoliopsida; Poales; Poaceae. The record is from the annotation of a GenBank genome assembly.
AUGCAGACUCUCCAUGCCGCGCCCGCCUCCUUCGUCGCGCCGCCCGCUCCCCAGCUCCUUCGCACAGCGCCGCCACCAGAACCGAGAGGCACUCUCUCAGUAAACGCCGCUGGUCAUGCCGUGGUGGCCACCCGGUCGCGCGCCUGGUUCCCCCCGCCGCACUGUGCCUGCCGGCGCCGUCGACGCGUGAUGAGGUCUGCGUCGUCCGGUGCUAGUGCGACCGUGGCCUCUGAGAAGGAUGUGCUCGUAGCCCUCUCCCAAAUUAUCGAUCCUGAUUUCGGCACGGACAUCGUGUCCUGUGGGUUUGUCAAGGAUUUGGAGAUCAGUGAGGCCUUAGAAGAGGUCUCAUUUCGUCUAGAGCUGACAACUCGGGCAUGUCCAAUCAAAGACGAGUUCGAACAAAAGGUGAACGAGGUUGUUGCAGCACUUCCAUGGGUUAAGAAGGUCGUGCAGCAGUUUGGAAUACCUCACCUCUUUGAUUUGCCAAUAAGGCCAACUCUUUCGGCUUCUGGAGAUACUGGAAUUCCUGAGGUGGUGGCUGAUCCGCUAGGGGAUGUGGCUAAUAUAUUUCAAAAUCUUGGAGCAUGUGUUGUUCAACAAUGUGCUAAAAUUAGGCAACAAGUUUCAACAGCGGUGUCCUAUGAUAGAUCCAUUAAAGCAAUCAGAGUGAAAGUGCCAGAUUCAGACGAAGAGUUCUUGUUGCAUCCGGCAACAGUUAGACGGAAUGAUCGAUCUGCUCAAAGUGUGGAUGAAUGGACAGGGGAGCAGAAGCUUCAGUACAGUGAUAUACCAGAUGACAUUGAGCCAGAAGAGAUUAGGCCCAUGGGAAACUAUGUAGUUUCUAUAACUUGGCCUGAUGGAUUUAGUCAGAUAGCACCUUAUGACCAAUUGGAAAUGCUGGAGCGGUUAGUGGAUGUUCCGAGUCCAACAGCGUCUGCGGUGGCCUCGUCAUGA